AUCUAAUCCUAAAACGUUCACAAGACAAAGUGCAAUAGUAUCAUAAUCAUUCAUUUCCUCCUACACAUUUGUUCAAAUAAUUUAAAACUACUAUACCUAAUGUAAUCUUGAUCACAAAGAGAAAAGAGGUGAAAAGUGAAGGGUGGAUUGAGGGAAAGAAGUUAGGGUUGAAUUUGGAUGACCACUCAAUUAUAAUUCAGUUCUUUAUUUGAAAAAAAUUAUCUUUUGUCAUUGACAGGUUACAAUUUGAACUAAAUUUUUUAUAUAUAUGAGAAAUAUUAUUAAUGGGGUGGAUAUGUAUAUGAGUAUGAGGUAAAGGAGGCUAAAACUAUCCUCAUCAAACUUUCUAUGGAUUUUACUUAUACUCAUCUCGUACUUAGACAAUGCAUGAAUUCUCCGUGGUCAUGGGUCUGCUUGCCAUCCCUAGCGAGUGCCGCGGUUUUCAUUGGCCACGAUUAUUGUUGUUGUGGUGAUUGGAAAUUUGGAACACAAUAAAGGCAAAACGGGCCUAAUAAUUUUGGUUGUGUGUUGGACUUUACUGAAUGGGCCCAAAGUCAGUUACCUAAGCCCGAAAUCUCCACCACCAAAUAGUAGUAGUCUUCAUCACCCUCUUCCAUGGGGACCGGCUGCGACAUACGGAUACGGGGCGAAAGACUUCUAUUGUUCCUCGACGCCGCCGAAAGCCCCGCCGCAAUGGCAAAAGUAUGCUGACACCGUCUUCGCACUGCCACCCUCUCCGACGAAUUGAAGGGUAGAAGAAUCAAAACUUUGCAGGAAAAUGGAGUCCCUACUCCCUCGACAUUGGGUCAUUUGAUCGAACAGUUUCAUCGCCACUGGAACAAUCUUCUCCAAUUCCCCUUCUUCAACAAGCUCCGCUCUGCCGAGGUCUUUUAUCACUUCAAUCAAUCGUCUUCUCGCAUCAAAUGUUUCUACAGUCGUCAAAUUUGGGGGAUAUUUGCUGAGUUCGAAGCCGGGGAUUUGGUAUCGUUGUUUACUAGUUUAGCUCCUCUGAAAGGGGCAAAGUCAAUGUGAUGGGCAUCAUUUAGAUUUAUGGCUUUUGGCAAAUGUCAUUGCAUCCACAUGGGCAUGUGUGCAGAGUUUCAAGUCAAUGGAUUGGCAAUAAUUGGAAUUAAAAAAAGGCUACUUGGUUUCUGCUGCCAUGGUUGCUUACUGAAUCUAGUAUUUGGAUUGGCAUGGCCUCAAAUAUAUGAUCAACUGCCCAAGCCCAAAAUAUGGUUGAGACAACUCUCUUCAGUGUAGCAGGAGUGGUUCUCAAGAAGUUGGGAUACCUAGCUGCUGAUCAGGCAGUCUUGCUAUGGGGUCUCAGUGGCGAAAUUUCGAAACUAAAAGGCACUGUUUCGUCCAUCCAUGCUGUGUUGUUGGAUGCAGAGGAGAAGUCUGGUUUGAAUCAUCAGGUGCAACAUUGGCUCCAUGAGCUGAAGCAAGUGCUCUAUGAUGCAAAUGACUUGUUGGAUGAUCUCACCAGCGAGGCGCUGCAGAUACAAUAAAUGGAUGGACAUUUCAUUGUGAAUGAGGUAUGCGUCUUCUUUUCUGAUUCCAACCAAGCUGUUUAUGGGUUGAAGAUGGCUCAUCAGAUUAAGGCGAUUCAAAGGAAGUUGGAUGAGAUCGAUCAGAACAAGAACCAAUUCCAUUUUGAAACGCGCCCUGCAUAGCCAGCUGUUGCUAACUGGGACUGGAGGCAAACCAACGAUUCUGUUCCUCGUGUCUUUGUCGAGAGAGAAGAAAAGAAGCAGAUAAUAAUAGACAUGUUGUUGG
Molecule: messenger RNA, 1776 nt
Organism: Linum trigynum
Lineage: Eukaryota; Viridiplantae; Streptophyta; Magnoliopsida; Malpighiales; Linaceae
Source: the annotation of a GenBank genome assembly